Molecule: messenger RNA, 4971 nt
Organism: Marasmius oreades (fairy-ring Marasmius)
Lineage: Eukaryota; Fungi; Basidiomycota; Agaricomycetes; Agaricales; Marasmiaceae
Exons: 25
Coding region: 1-4971 (1656 amino acids)
Source: RefSeq, a predicted model, not a curated record
AUGGCAGGCCGCAUUGACUGGGAUACAGGAUAUGACGAAGCGGUUGAGGUCAAUCAGAGGGCCUUAAUUGACAAAGUCCUUGCCCGUUACUCAGCUGAAUUCACUGUCUUUCGUGAACUCCUGCAAAAUUCGGACGACGCACAAUCCCAGACGGUUGAAAUACAUUUCCAGUCGGACGAGUUUCUGCAAGGCAAAUCAAUAGACGAUGGUCCCCUUCCUGAUCUCAAGACCGCACCCGUAAAGAAAUGGAUCUUUAAGAACGAUGGAAUAGCCUUUCGAGACGAAGACUGGAAUCGCUUGAAGAAGAUUGCGGAGGGCAACCCGGAUGAAGACAAAAUUGGAGCUUUUGGUGUAGGCUUUUACAGCUUAUUCUCUGUCACGGAUGAACCGAAAGUAUUGUCAGGCGAUCAAUGGAUGUGGUUCUACUGGAAUAAGGACCAGUUAAUUGCACGCAGAGGGAGGGCUAGAGAGAACGAUUCUCCAAACUCUAUUAACGACUCAAAAAAGUGGACUUCUUUCGAGAUGCCUUUGAGAGAAGAGGGACCUAUACCUGUCGCUUUCGACUUCACGAGAUUCUUAGCAUCUUCCAUCACCUUCAUGACCCAUCUUUCCCAAGUCUCCGUGUUCUUCGACGACAAGUGCCUUACCAAAUUGUCUAAGAGGGUUGGGUCACCCAAACAGUUGGUACUUCCGAGUUACCUGCAAGCUCGAAGCAGGCUCAAUACGAUGAAUAUAACCAACCUCCAAACCACUCCCCUCCAUAUCCGAGCCGAUGUUAUGAGAUGGGUGUACUCCUCCGGAACAGAGAAACCGGCCCCUCCCACUGUCGUCCAGCCCAUUAAAACCUCUGUUCAUACCUCUUGGCUUUCAUCAUUUUUUCGCAGUUCUACUCCCAGUCGACCGGCAACUCCCUUACCACCUCAAACGCCUGAACCUCCCGUAGACCAUUUAGCCGUUUCUACCACCACCGUCUCCCUUUCAAUCUUCUCUGCACAAGCAGACGCGCGAUUGGAUAACAAAGUUGCUACAGAGAUACACAGAUCAACCAAGAAAAAACCGCCGGCUAGACUCAAAUAUGAUCUCAUAUAUACCGCCAAGGAUCAAUACGACGCCAGCAAACAGGAAGACGAAGCUAUUCCGUUUGCUACUGGUAGCAUAUUCCAAGGCCUACGAGCUGACCUCGAAGGAACCAGGGCUGGGCGGAUUUUCAUUGGACAUGCUACGGCACAGACAACGGGGCUAGGGGGACAUAUGAGCUCUCGAUUUAUACCCACUGUCGAGAGGGAAUCGAUAGACUUGAUGGAUCGGAAUGUAGCCAUUUGGAAUAGGGAACUACUCUAUGUCGGAGGAAUCGUUGCUCGCGCGGUCUAUGAGCUGGAACUGAACGACAUAAAGAUGUUGUGGGAGGGUGGAACUUCGACAUCCCAGCCUAUCGAUAUCGAACUGCAAAAGUGGCUGACAAGCAGAGCAAUCCACGCUCUCAAAUUCUUUACCUUCCACCAGUCCACUCCCUCCCCCGACAUUUCAAGCCUUUUGGAGGCCGGCUUUUUUUCCUGUAGCCCCGCAAAGACUUUCUCGAUCGUGUCUUCCCUCGGAAUCCGUGAUGCAUACCAAACCAGAAUGCCUGACCCUUCAUUCACCUUUCUUAAGAACCUCCCAGUUCUACCGCAUGAACUCUUGACCGAAGCACGGCCAAUAGUCACCUCCUUGCAGAACCGAGGGUUGGUCAGGGCUAUCUGCUUCGAAGAUGUCUUGAAUGAAUUACGCGGUCGGCCGUUGCCUGAGGAGGAGAUGGCGAGUUGUUUGGAAUGGUGGACCAGCAUUAAAGAUUCGUCGCCGACCGUACUCACCAGUCUUCUAGAAAGUGCGUUGCUCAUCACUGGAUCACCGGGGAGUAAAGCCGAAAGAAUCAUACCACUGAGCAUAGUCCAGACCUUCUUUAACCCACGAAGCGGUCUCGGUAUCCCGCUCGACGGUCCUUUGCCUCCUCACUUGUUGCCGGUUAGCCUGAGUAAAAAAUUUACGCCAGAGCAGCUCAAUCUUCACUUCCAGUGGAAAGAACUUUCCGUUCUUGACUGGCUCCAGCAUGUCUGCAUUGUGCCAUGCUCUGUGGAGUUCGACAUUCGGUUGUCGCCUCCUUGGGCAGAGAAAGUUCUAGGAGUUAUUGUUCGCGCCUGGCCGUCAGCAUCCACCCAGAUCAAGACACAAAUCAUCUCCUUGCUAAAUUCUCUUCCCUGCAUUCCUACAUGCAAUGGUAUGAAGAAGCCAGAGGAGGCGUAUUUUGCUUCUGCGGAUAUCUUUCACGAUCUCCCAGUUGUCACACUUCCUUCGGGGGCCGUCAUCAAAGGUCCCAUGGAACGAGUGUUGACAGCUUUGAAUGUCAGGAAACAUAUUGACCUCCAGCUCGUUUUUGAUCGGAUGGUGAGGACACGGGAGUGGACUAUAGCAGAACUAGUCAGGUACCUCGUCUCCGUCCGCGACACUUUGACGACGAAAGAGAUCGACAAGUUGAAAGAAACAGUGGCUUUCACAGCGGAGGGGGGAAAAACCGAUAAGCUGUAUCAAGCUCGACAGCUCUACGAACCUCUUGAUAUCUUUAGGCAACUCGGGUAUCCCGUCAUGGAUUGGGGUAAAAAAGCGAAAUGGCGAAACGGGUCUGACGAAGCAAAGUUCUUGUUUGAAAUUGGCCUACGGAGGCAUCCACCUCUUCACCAUCUGAUAGAUAUAUGUAGCACUGCAGAGGAUAAGACGAGAGAACUAGCGUUGACGUAUCUGCUUUCUCAUAUUCCGUCGGUGUAUCACGAUUACGAUCCCGUUCAAUACCGCCUUAUGACGUUUGUACCCUCCAAGAAAGACGGGAAACCGUGUUUACGUUCACCGCUGGAGGUGUAUGGAAAUGCGAAAUGGGCCGCCUUCGACCUGCCUAUUUUGAAUUCGGAGAAGAAGGAUAUUCUGGUAAAGCUCAAGAUUGGGGAGCAUCCGCCUUCUUCAACUCUCGUCGAUAUCCUAUCCACCCGUCCUCCUAAGAAUGAGGCCCAGGCAAAGGAAUGGUUCCAGAUACUCGCAGCCCAUGUUGGAGACUUCUCGGGCGUCCAACUGGAAAAAAUAUCGCAGCUACCCAUUGUUCCGGUUGGCGUACACGAAAAGAGAGCCGUUUACCGAUGCCCAAGUCAGUGCUACUUUGGCCAAGAUGCGAGGCAAACCUUCCAUUCCAAGUUAUUCGUCUUUGUCGACUUUGGCCAAGUUGCCAAUGGCUUCUUGAAUGCUUGUGGCCUGAAGCCUCAACCUACCACGGAUGAGGUAGCUCAAAUAUUGCUCGGUGACCCCGAUAACUUCUACGCACUGGCCGGAAGUGCAGAAAACUUUUUGAUCGAACUGAAAGCCAUCGCCGCCAAUUAUCGGCUUCUGAGUCCAACGACGGUGUCACGGAUGAAGAAAACCCCAGUACUUUUAGCUUUCCAACGUAAACAUAUAUCUGGGAAAGGUUUGGUGAUAUUUGAGGAUGAAGAGCGGGAAAUGAUUGCAGUCGGUUUGAAGUGUGCGAACCAGAUCGUUAUUGCAGAUGAUACAAAUGCGUUGCAAGCCUUCGGAGACACCCUGUUUACUGCCCCUCAGGACAGUAUUCUUGAGGAGUUUUACAUCGCCCUUGGUUCCCGACGACUGACAUCGUUGGUAAAAGAGGAUCCCAGGCAUUCUGAAGAAAUCAAGAAUUCUAAACAGGCGACCGAGAUCCGCAAUCUGAUUCUGGAACGGCUUCCGCUAUUCUUGCACGAACAUACGCAUGCCAAGACGAGGCAUUCGUAUUCGUGGCUUAAAAUGCCCAACCAUUUUGUUGUCAAGACGUUCGGCAAGGUGUCGAUAACGAAGUCUCUUAGUUAUGCGGGUAUGGAAUUGUCAAGUACCCAGGAGGCGUCUGCUGUUUCUCACCAGUCGACGGGCGGGAGGGUUGAGCUGUGGAUAGCGGGGCAUACGCAAAUCGACAUGUACGAAGUUGCCACGUCGUUCAACCGGUUCUUUUUUGAGGCCCCAAAGGCGAACGAUAUGUUGUUGUUUAUGACGCUACUUUCGAGUGACCUCCGAUCGCUUAAGAGACGGGGAUAUAAUGUGGAUCGGAUUCUUCGUGAGCAAGACGCUCAACGACAAGCUAUACGAGAAGCUCAAAUUAAAGCUUCAGAAGAGGCAGCCAACUUGCCGCCUCCUCCUCCUCCUGAAGUUCCAUCAUCACCACCACCCCUACCACCCCCACCACCCCCUAUCUUUUCAUCAACGUCGGAGUUAACAAAUGGAAACGAAACAGCUGGGACAAGACCGAAAAAGGUUCAAAAAUGGUUGAACAACCUUGCCCAUAACAAGACGAAGGGCGAGCGUUCUGGUAUUGAAAACAGGGUAACGCCUCUACGGGAUAUCGCCGCCAACAUCGAUAUGGCCGUUCGAGGAUGUCGACCCGAGUCGGGGAAUUCGAUCAGGAAUAGAGAAGAGAUGCAACGUGUUAAAGAGAGUCUUGGUGAAGGGUACUGCGAUGUCUCUGGGCGCACUGGGGAUUUGAGGGAAAUAGGGAGAAUGGGAGAGGUCAGGGUGUACGUCGCGCAUGACGUGGCUCAGCCAACAACUAUUAUGAGCGAAAAGAAGCAGUCUAUUGCAAGACUGAUACAUAUCAUGAAUAUGCUUUCACAGAUAUAUGCAGUGCCACUGACGAGUUUGCACAUAUUUUACGACCUAGCUGGUGGAACGAUUGCCUUUAAUCGAAAUGGAAGUAUAUUUUUCAACCUAAGGUAUUAUGAAGCCUGGCAUGACGAGGACGUUGGCCGAGGCGGAGUCAAGAAUGCACUGAUAUCCUGGUAUUUCACGCUGGCACAUGAGAUUGCACAUAAUUUAGUGCAGCCACAUAAUUCGGAACAUGAGUUUUAUUUUGCGGCUAUCUGCGAGAAGUAUGUAAUGAAUUUGGGGCAUGUACUGGCAACGAUAGAAUAG